Molecule: messenger RNA, 1422 nt
Organism: Aspergillus clavatus NRRL 1
Lineage: Eukaryota; Fungi; Ascomycota; Eurotiomycetes; Eurotiales; Aspergillaceae
Gene: cp6
Product: putative carboxypeptidase S1
Exons: 5
Coding region: 1-1422 (473 amino acids)
Biological process (GO): proteolysis
Cellular component (GO): fungal-type vacuole
Molecular function (GO): serine-type carboxypeptidase activity
Source: RefSeq, a predicted model, not a curated record
AUGUGGUUCAACAAGUGGCUUCUACCUCUGCUCGUCGCAGGUGUCCGUGCUGCUCCUGCGAGCACAGCCAAGGACAGCAUCUCGUCCAUCACCAAGGAUGGCGUCCAGUAUACCGUCUUUGAGCAUGCCGCGACUGGGGCCAAAAUCGAGUUCGUCAAGAAUUCCGGUAUUUGUGAGACAACUCCUGGUGUGAACCAGUACUCGGGAUAUCUCACGGUGGGAGAUAAUAUGAACAUGUGGUUCUGGUUCUUCGAGGCCCGUAAUAACCCCAAGACGGCUCCUCUCGCUGCCUGGUUCAAUGGUGGACCUGGAUGCUCGUCCAUGAUCGGCUUGUUCGAGGAAAAUGGACCUUGCCACUUUGUCAACGGCGACAGCACGCCUUCGCUGAACAAGAACAGCUGGAACAACUACGCCAAUAUGCUGUACAUUGACCAGCCGAUUGGCGUGGGAUUCUCAUAUGGCACAGAUGAUGUGACCAGCACGGUCACCGCGGCGCCCUAUGUCUGGAAGCUACUGCAGGCAUUCUACGCGAAGUUCCCAGAGUACGAGAGCCGUGACUUUGCUAUCUUCACCGAAUCCUACGGUGGUCACUACGGGCCUGAGUUCGCCUCGUAUGUCCAGGACCAGAAUGCUGCCAUCCAGGCCGGUACCGUGUCCGGCGAGAACAUCAACCUGAUCGCGCUCGGUGUUAACAACGGGUGGUACGACUCAGCCAUCCAGGAGAAAGCCUACAUUGACUUCAGCUACAACAACUCCUAUCAGCAGCUCAUCUCAGACUCGGACCGUGACAGCCUACUGAGCGCCUACAACGACCAGUGCCUGCCCGCCAUCCAGCAGUGCCGCCAGACCGGUACUGUUGCUGACUGUGAAAACGCCGAUAGUGUCUGCUACAAUUACAUCGAGGGCCCCAUUAGCCAAUCCGGCGACUUUGAUGUGUACGAUAUCCGUGCGCCAUCGAACGAUCCCAACCCACCUUCUACGUACUCGAGCUACCUGAAGGACUCGAAGGUUCUCAAGGCCAUUGGUGCGCGGUCGACCUACCAGGAGUGUCCUAAUGGACCGUACAACAAAUUCUCAUCUACCGGUGAUAACUCGCGGUCGUUCCUACCCACUCUCUCCAAGGUGGUCAAGUCCGGCAUCAAUGUGCUGGUUUGGGCCGGUGAUGCUGACUGGAUCUGCAACUGGAUGGGUAGCUUUGGAGUCGCCAAUGCCGUGGACUUCGCAGGAUCCGCCGAGUUCCAGGCCAAGGAUCUGGCGCCGUAUAAGGUCAACGGAGAGGAGAAGGGUAUGUUCAAGAAUGUGGGCAACUUCAACUUCCUGAAGGUGUAUGGUGCGGGCCACGAGGUCCCUUACUACCAGCCGGAAGUGGCGCUGCAGGUGUUCCAGCAGAUACUGCAGAAGAAGCCCAUUUCCUCAACCUAG